AUGAAAGGGAUAUCCCAUUUGAUCCUAGUUCCUGGACACUCUAUCUGGAAACCAUCCUCCAGUGCCUCUCUCGGUGCCUCACAAGACGAAUGGUACUUGGAAGGCUUCCAAAAAGAUGGAAGAGACCACAUGUGUUUUGUGAACCAUAUCGUAAGUGCCAUUCACAUCUUGAUAGAUGAAUGGGAUACCUCUAUGGUGAUAUUUUCUGGCGGACAAACCAAAAUCCAAGCAGGUCCAAUUUCUGAGUCUCAAUCAUACCGAAAUUUGGCCGAGCGAUUGCUCACAACCGGAGCAUACGCAAAAUUCAAGGAAACAUUGGGCUCGGACCAUGGGAUGCUUACCGAGUCAGAGUUGGGUAAAUUCACGAACGAGAAUCCAUCCGAUCAGUAUGAGCAUGCUUCAUUGAUGUCUCGUAUAUACACAGAAGAGUUUGCCCGCGACUCGUUCGAAAACGUGGUCCUCUCUCUCCUACGAUUCAAGCAGAUCACAGGCACGUACCCUCAGAAGCUCACUAUUGUGGGUUUUGAAUUCAAAAGAGCCCGCUUCGUGGACCACCACUUAUCAACCCUAGGGUUCCCAGCGGGCCGAGUUCAGUAUAUCGGAAACUCCCCUACGCCACCCAUAGAAGACGACCGGGAGUACUUUAGGAGUCUACGUGCGGCGGAGUGUAAAAAUGCGGUUUCUCUAUUUAUGAAGGAUUUAUGGGGUUGUGCGCCUCCUUUGCUUGACAAAAAGUCGACCCGCGAUCCCUUUAAUAGAGGAUACGGAUUAACCGCACAAGCCACAAUUCGUCUUUCCCCUUUUCUGAUCACCUCGCUAGAAGCGCUGGAAGAUAAGCUAUUCCGGUAUAAGUUGUAG
Messenger RNA from Babjeviella inositovora NRRL Y-12698, 858 nucleotides. RefSeq lists its product as uncharacterized. Gene Ontology annotation, cellular component: cytoplasm. The record is from RefSeq and is a predicted model, not a curated record. NCBI's taxonomy places the organism in Eukaryota, Fungi, Ascomycota, Pichiomycetes, Serinales. The coding region runs from base 1 to 858 and encodes 285 amino acids. The transcript has 3 exons.